GAGAGGGAGUGAGAGAGGGAGAGAGCAGGACCUGGGAUAAGAGCAACUAAAGAAAAAGAGGAGAGAAAAACGGAACAACGACACAAAUGGCACUCAUGGCAGGGAUUUUGUUCACGGCCACCUUUCUUGUUUUUGGGAUAUCUACAUUUGUUUCGCCGGCACGGAUAUACCCCCCAAAUGAAGUCACGUUAUUGGACUCCAGAGCUGUACAGGGGGAGCUGGGAUGGGUCGCCAACCCGACAGAAGGAGGGUGGGAGGAAGUGAGUAUUAUGGAUGAGAAGAACAUUCCCAUUCGGACGUACCAGGUGUGUAAUGUCAUGGAACCAAACCAGAACAACUGGCUUCGCACUGACUGGAUCCCCCGUGGAGGUGCCCAGCGUGUCUACAUUGAGAUCAAGUUCACCCUCCGAGACUGCAACAGCCUCCCGGGGGUCAUGGGAACCUGCAAGGAAACCUUCAAUCUUUACUAUUACGAGUCCAACAAUGACAAAGAGCGCUACAUCCGUGAGAAUCAGUUCGGCAAAAUCGACACCAUUGCCGCAGAUGAGAGUUUCACUCAGGUGGACAUUGGUGAUCGCAUCAUGAAGCUGAACACAGAGGUGCGAGAUGUGGGCGCCUUGACCCGGAAGGGCUUCUAUUUGGCCUUCCAGGAUGUUGGAGCGUGCAUUGCACUCGUGUCUGUCAGGGUCUUCUACAAGAAAUGCCCUUUAGCAGUGCGUAACUUGGCCCAGUUUCCUGAUACCAUCACUGGGGCCGAUACCUCUUCGCUUGUGGAAGUUCGUGGCUCAUGCGUGGAUAAUUCAGAGGAGAAAGAGGUUCCCAAGAUGUACUGUGGGGCUGACGGAGAGUGGUUGGUACCCAUUGGGAACUGUCUGUGCAACCCUGGAUAUGAGGAGCGCAAUGCAGAAUGCCAAGCCUGUAAGAUUGGUUACUUCCGCGCACUGGCCACUGAUGGCUCCUGUUCCAAGUGUCCGCUCCACAGUUACUCAGUCAGGGAGGGAUCCACCUCCUGUGUCUGCGACAAGGGAUACUUUCGCUCUGAAACAGAUCCGGCAUCCAUGCCCUGUACCCGUCCUCCAUCUGCGCCUGUCCACCUCAUCUCCAAUGUGAAUGAAACCUCUGUAAACCUGGAGUGGAGCCCGCCCCGGAGCUCAGGAGGACGACAAGACCUGACAUAUAAUGUGGUGUGUAAGCGCUGUGGGCCCGAUGGUCGGCGCUGUCAACCCUGCGGUAACGGCAUCCACUUCAGCCCACAGCAGCUGAGCCUAAAGGGGACCAGGGUGUCUAUCAAUGAGCUGCAGGCCCACACCAACUACACCUUUGAGGUGUGGGCGGUGAACGGAGUCUCGCCCCAGAGCCCCGGACCGGAACAGGCUGUGUCAGUGACUGUCACCACCAAUCAGGCUGCUCCAUCCCCAGUGACUUCCAUCCAGGCGAAGGAUAUCACAAGACACACCAUCUCACUGGCUUGGCAGCCACCAGACAGAGCCAAUGGGGUCAUCUUAGAGUAUGAAGUCAAGUACUACGAGAAGGACCAAAAUGAAAGAAGCUACCGAAUCAUAAAAACAUCAGCAAGGAACGCUGACAUCAAGGGUCUCACCCCCCUCACUUCCUAUGUGUUCCACGUGCGUGCCCGCACAGCAGCGGGCUACGGAGAAUUCAGUGGCCCGUUUGAGUUCAUGACCAACUCCGUCCCGGCUCCCAUUAUCGGCGAUGGGGCCAACUCCACAGUGUUACUGGUGUCAGUGGUGGGCAGCGUGGUCCUCCUCAUCAUCCUGAUCAGCGCUUUCGUCAUCAGCCGAAGAAGGAGUAAGUACAGCAAGGCCAAGCAGGACUCUGAUGAAGAAAAGCACUUACAUCAAGGGGUGAGGAUAUACGUUGACCCCUUUACCUACGAGGACCCAAACCAAGCUGUCCGUGAGUUCGCCAAAGAGAUUGACGCCUCCUGUAUCAAGAUUGAGAAAGUCAUUGGCAUUGGGGAGUUCGGCGAGGUCUGCAGUGGCCGCCUGAAGAUGCCGGGCAAGAGAGAGAUCUGUGUGGCCAUCAAGACUCUGAAGGCCGGCUACACCGACAAGCAGAGGAGGGACUUUCUGUCCGAGGCCAGCAUCAUGGGCCAGUUCGAUCACCCGAACAUCAUCCACCUAGAGGGCGUGGUCACUAAAUGUAAGCCAGUGAUGAUUAUCACGGAGUACAUGGAAAACGGAUCGCUGGAUGCAUUCCUGAGGAAGAACGAUGGCCGCUUCACAGUCAUCCAGCUGGUCGGCAUUUUACGUGGCAUCGCGUCGGGCAUGAAGUACCUGUCAGACAUGAGCUACGUUCACCGCGACCUCGCCGCUCGCAACAUCCUGGUCAACAGCAACCUGGUGUGCAAGGUGUCCGACUUUGGUAUGUCCCGAGUGCUGGAGGACGACCCCGAGGCUGCAUACACCACGAGGGGAGGGAAGAUCCCCAUCCGCUGGACGGCCCCAGAGGCCAUCGCUUACAGGAAGUUCACCUCGGCCAGCGACGUGUGGAGCUACGGCAUCGUCAUGUGGGAGGUGAUGUCAUACGGCGAGCGACCAUACUGGGACAUGAGCAACCAAGACGUAAUCAAGGCUAUUGAUGAGGGCUAUCGGCUGCCUCCGCCCAUGGACUGCCCCGUGGCGCUCCACCAGCUCAUGCUGGACUGCUGGCAGAGAGAGAGGGCUGACCGGCCAAAGUUUGGACAGAUCGUCAACAUGCUGGACAAACUGAUCCGCAACCCCAACACCCUGAAGAGGACCGGGGGAGAGACCACUGUCAGGCCCAACACCACCCUGCUGGAGCCAGGGAGCCCCGAGGCGUCCUCGGCCGUGGGCACAGUGGAGGACUGGCUGCAGGCCAUCGGCAUGGAGAGAUACAGCGACAACUUCACAGCCGCCGGCUAUACCACUCCAGAGGCUGUUGUCCACAUGACACAAGAGGACAUGGCUCGCAUAGGUAUCUCCUCGGCAGCACACCAGAACAAGAUCCUGACCAGCGUCCAGGGAAUGCUGUCCCAAAUGCAACAGAUGCAAGGCAGAAUGGUUCCCGUCUGAGAGAUUUAAACAAAGAAAAAAAAAAAAAAAAGGAAAAGGAAGCAGAGCGACUUCUUUCUUAUGAAAAAAAUAAAUAACAAAAAAAGAUUAAAUAUAAAAAAACAGACAAACUAUGGAGAAAUAGUUUACCUCAUCCAUGCACUUUAAAUUGGAUCUAAAAGAAAAGAAGACGUUGAUGAAGAAGAAAAAAAAGUGGUGAAAAUGGCACUUUUUAAAAAAAAAUCAGACCUUUACCUUGCCCUUUUUUGUUGUUUUGGAGAGUGGGGUGCUUCUGUCUGCAGCAUUUAUGGAUAGAUGAAGGGGUGGCUGGAAAAGUGCUUCCGAGAGGCCAAUCUGGAGUGCCUUUAAUGGUCUGGAUGGAAAAGCGAGGAAGAGGGGAAUCAUACCUUUCUUCCUCCUCUUGGGCAGAGUGUUGUUUCUGGAACUUUCUUUCUGGAAUAAUCCACAGAGCAGAUUUUUUUGAUUUCCUGUGACUGUGUUUAUUGUAAAUGAAUUGUUUCUGUGGGACUUGCAGGCUGCCCCAGCCACCAUUGUUCUCUCUCAGUGGGAUCUGUUUGCUAUCUCACGGACAAAAAGGAGGAUCCUACCCAUCAGAUAUAAACAGUGAAUCUCUGAGAGGUUGAGGGUUGGAUUCCGAGGGGAGAUGGCGGUGCAGGCAGGACUUAUUUUGAGGGGCUUUUGUUGUUUUUUGCUCUGUUCUGGCCUUGUUUUUCUCCCAGAACGCUGAAUUUUGUUGCCCUCAGGACGUUGCUGAGAAUGUCUUUGAUCUUCCAGAGGAGCCUUCCCACUCCCCUGUCUUCCCAAAAAUGCUCUCCCACACCUCAGAUAAACAUACAAUUUGGAUUCUUCCAUUCAACUCCCCAUCUGAGUCAAAGCCCCCACCUCCGCGCAACUGCAGGACUCACCGUCUCUUCCUCCCCACUUUUGAUGGACAGUUGUUUGGACCAGUUCAGUUACCUUUAUAAAUUGGAUGCGUGAACGAAGGAAUUUAUUGGCAGGAUUUAUUCGGACAAAGGAUGUAAUAGAGGCAAUAUGGACGCAGAGAAAAUCAGAAUCAUCAGCAUUAUCAUCGCCAAGAAAAUACACUCACCUUCACUCAAACCGUCAUCAAGCUGCUGCCGUCCAUCAUAUACAGGAUCCCGGCCUUGCUCGCCACGACCAGAAUUCUUCCUCCUCUUCCUCUUUGUCUUCCUCCUCCUGCUUCCCCCUUCUCCUCUCCUUGGAGUCUCCUCUGACACCGAGACGACAAAUCUAUCCCCAAGCGUCUGGGACAUCCACCGUCGCAACACUUCAACUUCACAAACUGGCCUCUGUCUGCUUGUGGCCAUCCAGCAGUGUACUGGAAUUACUAUGAAUGAUUUAACAGCAUAAAAGGAGACAAUAAGAAGAAUGUAAUAUAAUCGAGAAGCCCUGCUCCAGCGGAUAAUGUACUUUUAUUUUGAAAGUUCCAUUUUAUUUUGUGAUUUUUUUUUUUAUUGCUUAGUUCUGUUUGCAUGUAAAGUAACAAGCGUUUGAUCUGAGCGUGCGAAUGCGAAGGCGUGUGCACGUGUGUGAGUGUGUGUGUCUCGCUGUAUGAGUGAAAAUGUCUUUGAAGUACUAUCAGUAAUUGUGUCUGUUUUCAUGCCACCAUGGAGGAGGAAGCGAUAAGAGAGUUGUAUUGUUUUUGAUAUUAAAAAAAAAAAAAAGAAAAACCCUGGACUUUUUUUUUUUUUUUUUUUGCUUUCGUGUUGUCUAAAAAAAAAACAAAAUAAAAUAAUGUAAGGUGUGUUGCUCCCGUUGUGCAAACUCUACUCAGCAACUGCAUUUAUUAAACAGCUUUCUGGAAUGCAACCCAUUUCUGCUUUGGCAGUAACUGCGGCUUGCAAACGGACACACAGAGGCACAGGCAAGAGUGACUGAAAACCUCCUGUGCAUACGAACACGUCAGACGCAGACUACAGUUUGGAGUCUUCUGAGCUCACGACAAGUCAAGGAGGACAUGUAACCCUCUCUCUGUUGAAGUGGGAGCAGUUUAAAAUGACGCGCCUGUACACAAUAAAGGAUCAGAGAAGUGAGGGAAAAGGUGUUUAAGAAGGGAAAGUUUUUUUUCUUUUUUUUUUUUUUAACUUUUUUCUUCCAGAGCACAUCAUACAGCUACAGGUUUAACCCAAUGGACUAUACUCCUUUUGUUCCUUUAUCUCUUUAAAGUAUACUUAUGUGAAUGUUUUUGAACUCGUAAGUGACGCUUCAUAUAACUCAAACAAACACCUCCGCCCUUAAUACAGCUCUACCGCUCUUUCCUGUUUUGGCAGUGUGGUUUGUUUUGUUUUUUUUGUUUUUUGUUUUUUUGGGAGGGGGGUUUAUCUAUUGAAAAAGGACCUGUUUGGAAAUAUGCAAGACAUGUUUGGAAGGAGAAGGAAACCAGAAUGUACUGUAAAAUACUUUACUUAAAUGUUGGAGGAUUUGAAAAAAAAAAAAAAAAAUUAACAAAAUGCCAGAGUUAUUGUUUGUCAUUGUAUGCCUUCCGAUGCCAUAUGAUCUAGCCAUGUAGAUCUAACAUUCUCAAUCUUUUUUUGUACUUUUUUUUUUUUUUGACAUGAUCGUGAUUUUUUUUUAUUAUUUUGGUCUUGUUUUUUGUUUUAUUUUGUUUUUGUCAAGGAGCUCUAGGUACAUGUAACUUAUGUCAUUUAUUUAUGUCCUUUUAUAUCUAGUUUGUAAAAUAAUAGCCUAAAGUGAAGAAA
Molecule: messenger RNA, 5776 nt
Organism: Toxotes jaculatrix (banded archerfish)
Lineage: Eukaryota; Metazoa; Chordata; Actinopteri; Toxotidae
Gene: epha4l
Product: eph receptor A4, like
Exons: 18
Coding region: 87-3056 (989 amino acids)
Biological process (GO): axon guidance; cell surface receptor protein tyrosine kinase signaling pathway; protein phosphorylation
Cellular component (GO): plasma membrane; neuron projection
Molecular function (GO): ATP binding; protein binding; transmembrane-ephrin receptor activity
Source: RefSeq, a predicted model, not a curated record